Bombina bombina (fire-bellied toad) is the source of this 1640-nucleotide messenger RNA. It is a transcript of the gene IFNAR1, whose product is annotated as interferon alpha and beta receptor subunit 1. Gene Ontology annotation, molecular function: protein binding. The record is from RefSeq and is a predicted model, not a curated record. NCBI's taxonomy places the organism in Eukaryota, Metazoa, Chordata, Amphibia, Anura, Bombinatoridae. Bases 126 to 1535 code for a protein of 469 amino acids. The transcript is spliced from 10 exons.
AGGUCGGCCUGGAGGCACCUUGGGAUGUUCAAAUCAGUGGAAUUAAUUUAAACCUUACUGCAACAUGGUCCUGGAAUAAUGUGAAUAGUGAACAUGACUUCAAAGUAACAUUUUCUGCAUUUUACAUGGAGUCAACACAAACAAAGAAAGUAUUAAAAAGUCUGACUGGAUGCCUUAACGUUCCUUACUUUACUUGUAACUUCACUGUAAAUCAUAAGAUGUUCAAUAGGACAGUAAGCAUCUAUGUCAGAGCGGAAAGAUUACAGGAGUACUCGCCAUGGUCAAAUCCUGUCGUAUUCUCUCCAUUUAAACUAGUGGAAAUCGGUCCCCCUGCAGCCGUGAAUGUGAAAUCCCGAGAUGGAAGAGUAAAAAUUAAAAUUUCUUCUCCAGAUGCCAAAUUGGAAAAACAACUGUGGAGAAAUGAUUUAAAUUAUUCAAUUGUUGUCUGGGAAAAGAAAUCCAAUAAGGAGAGAACAUAUUUUACUAGCCAGUCCUCAUAUGAACUUUAUGAUCUUCCCCUUGGUGAAAUGUACUGCUUAAAAGUGCAAGCAUUGAACGAUGUAUCAUCAAAACGUGGCCUGUUUAGUCCUGUGGAAUGUUUUAAAGUGAAAGGAAUGGAUGCCCAGCAAAUCCCUCAAAAUGUUAGAGUUAAAGCUCUUAAUAUAAACUAUGUGUUAAAAUGGGAAUGGGAUUAUGAACAGGAUCCAGAGGUUACCUUCUCUGUAGAGAAAGCGUGGAGUUCUCAGAGUGACACGUGGUAUCCAGUAAGCCAGUGUGCAAAUAUUACAGCUUCUGAGUGUAACAUAUCAGAUACAUACUUUUAUGGGACCUUUUAUUUUAGAGUGUCUGCAUUUAGUGGAAGAAAUAAAACACUCUCCAGAAAAGUGACGUUUUCUCCGUUUAAUGAUAAUGUAAUAGGACCACCAAGGUUUGAAAUAAAGAAUAUAGAGAGCACGCUCUAUGUUGCUGUGACUCCCCCUAUACUAGGACAUUUAAGUGAUAUGUACACAUUUUCAUAUCAUUUAGUAAAAUGGCGGAAUUCAUCAGAAGAAAAGGUGGAUCAUUACUAUGAACACAGCCCAUACUUUGCAGUAGAUAAUUUGGAAGCACCUGCAAUAUAUUGCAUAAAAGUGCAAGUCGUAUAUCAACGGAACAAAAGUGGCCUUUUUAGUGACAUUGACUGUGUUACAAUUCACCCAGCCGCACAUUCCCUUCUGAAGUAUAUCAUUGUACCUGUUUUGGUGGUAUUGAUAGCUUUUCUCUCCGGUAUUGUGUAUGUCUGUGCUUGUCCUUUACAAAGAUUUGUAAAACACAUCUUCUUCCCAUCUGGCAAACUUCCAUCAAGCAUUGAAAAGGGCGUACUUGAUUCUCCCAAAUCCUGCAAUUUAUUAUUACAUGAAGAGGAGAAAACAGAUCUAUGCUGUAUACUGAACAGCCCUGGAGAAGAUCACGUACAGCUCUACAAAUCUGAUGAGUCUUUUAAAGCAAGUUCCGUGGAUUCAGGCAACUAUUCCAAUGAAGAAGAAACCACAUGAGGGAGCCUUUAUUCAGCAACACCUGCGUUGUUUUAUACCAAAUAACCUGUCCAUUGAGUAAUGGGUUUUAAGCAGUAGCUGGCAUUCCUUCAAAAUAACAUGCAG